Messenger RNA from Colossoma macropomum (tambaqui), 923 nucleotides. Its product is annotated as cortexin domain-containing 1-like. NCBI's taxonomy places the organism in Eukaryota, Metazoa, Chordata, Actinopteri, Characiformes, Serrasalmidae. The coding region runs from base 460 to 645 and encodes 61 amino acids. The transcript is spliced from 2 exons. The record is from RefSeq and is a predicted model, not a curated record.
CACACACAUACUCUCCCCUCCAUGCUCCAUAAACUCCAGGCCACACUAUAGACCAUCUGCAGUUCCUUAUAGAAGACACACAGCUGCUGAUGGGACGUACGUUACACAGGAGAUUCUUAUGACUGUGAAUUCAUAAACAUCAGGCAACCUACAGAAGUUUUUCUGAGAAGGUUCAUCCUGAAGAUGGGGCUGUCUGUGUUCAGAGUGGCAUUUGAAUUGUGGAUUGCGGAAUAAAUAUUACAUUUUCUGCAGUCAUAGGUCUUUGGCUCUACCCCCUUUGCACCAGAAGGUCUCUGGCUUUAGCCCCACUGAGCCAACCACCCUUAAGGGCAGAAGUAGAGGAGAUUACAUCACACUGGUGUAAAGUCAAAGAGAGUAAGCUGAUACUACAAUAGUGGGAGACGCCUCUGAAGAAGCCUUUGUGCUACAGUUGAUCCUUACCUGAGUUCCUGAGCCUCAAUGGACCAACAAGCACAUCCAUCAUCUUGGCUAGAGGUUGAUGUGGACUUGGGCUUUGCCCUCUUCUUUCUACUCCUGCUCUGCCUCUUCUUGUUUGUCACAAUUGUCCGCUGCGCCCAAACGGUGAUCGAUCCUUAUGGAGCCAUCUCCACCUCCACCUAUCAGGAGGAGCAGAUCAAUAACUGACGGUUGCUUUGGCCAAUCCCGCGCAGUGAUUACACUGCAGGGAUUAGGCCUGGACUUCUGUGAGGACAGUAGCUAUAGAUGUGGAGGGACCUGGUUCAUGGAGAUAAUAGGGACUGUGCUGGGAAACAAGCUUUGUAUGACUAUAUGUCAAGGCCAAUUUAUGAAUAUGGAGUAUGACUUUGGAGUAUUUUUGUACAGGCACCAACAUAUCCGAUUAUUGCCACUGUUUGUGUGUCACAAUGAUAUUUGUAUGUUUGAAUUCUUAAUGCUACCAUUGU